UAAUGAGGAAAAUCAACAGGAGGACACAGCACAGUGAACAGUGACACAUAACGGUACUCGUACCCUACCCUACGGUAGGGGAACAGAGGAAGUACCGGUACGUAUCGUACCGUAGAUAGGAUAGUACGUACCCGUAUGGUGUAGUGUCGUUCCGUACCUCAUUUCAUUUCAUCUCGUCUCUCGUCACAUCUCAUUUCAUUUCAUCUCCUCUUCGUCUUCGGCUUGUCUCGUUCCGAUCCGAUCCGAUCCGAUCCGAUCCGAUCCGAUCCAGGCCCCUCGACAGCGCCAUGGACCGGAACCGCACGAAACCGAAGAAGCGGCCCGACCAGGGACCCCCCCGGGGCUUUCAUCGGAUUCCGGGUGGCGGUUCGUCCGCGGUCCUCGGCCUCUUGGCCGCCGUCGUCGCCUGCGGGAACCGGAACCACCACGGCCCUUUGUUCGGAGGGGUGGCGGAGGCCUUUUCCGCCCCCCCUCCGGCGCCGGUGCCCCCGCCGGGGCAGCGCUUCCGAGCUCUUUUUCUGGCGUCGGGGUCCGGCGACGACCCUUCCCAUGGGGACCGUCCGGCCCCCAAGAAGAAGACGAAAAAAAAAUCCCGGCGGCUGGUCCUGAACCCCAACCUCGACCGGGAUCUCUUCGCGAAGGGCGGGGUUGCGACCAUCACCCCGGACGGGGUCGUCGUGGCGGCGGAAGAAGCCGGCCGGCCCAGGUCGUCCAAGCUGGGGGUCCCGACCAAGCCGCGCAAGCCCAAGAAGGGCAGCGGCAGCGGCAAGAGCCUCUCGGCCAAGGCCCGCAGGCUCCGGAACCAGCGGACCGCGGGGGGAACCAUCGACUCGUCGGCUUCGGAGGGUCGGAAGGGGUUGUCCUCGAUCGCGAGGAAGGAGGACGAGCCCGUUCGGAUCGCCACCGCCAGGCGGGGCUCCAAGACCGUGACGAUGGUCCAGGGCAUGGGGGCCUCCACCCCUCCCGAAGAGCGCAAGGCGCUCCUGAAAAAGCUCAAGGCGAGGGUCGGUGGCGGGGGAACCCUGGUCGACGGGGUCCUGGAGGUCCAGGGAUCCCACGCGGAGACGGUCCUGGGGGUCCUCCGGUCCGCGGGCUACGCGAAAGCCUCGAUCGUGGGGGGCGGGGGCAGCGGGCAGCGGAAGAAGACGAAAACGAAAACGAAAUAAAACAGGGAGAACGCCGAACGAACCCAGCGGAACAAAAGGCGGCCGCACGGCACGAAUGCACAAAGCUGCUCGUAGAAAAUAGACGUUGGAACAAUCC
Molecule: messenger RNA, 1263 nt
Organism: Pseudo-nitzschia multistriata
Lineage: Eukaryota; Bacillariophyta; Bacillariophyceae; Bacillariales; Bacillariaceae
Source: the annotation of a GenBank genome assembly